Agrilus planipennis (emerald ash borer) is the source of this 886-nucleotide messenger RNA. RefSeq names its product ephrin-B2a. The transcript is spliced from 4 exons. NCBI's taxonomy places the organism in Eukaryota, Metazoa, Arthropoda, Insecta, Coleoptera, Buprestidae. The coding region runs from base 206 to 886 and encodes 226 amino acids. The record is from RefSeq and is a predicted model, not a curated record. Gene Ontology annotation, molecular function: ephrin receptor binding. Gene Ontology annotation, cellular component: plasma membrane. Gene Ontology annotation, biological process: ephrin receptor signaling pathway; axon guidance.
GCAUCAGGCAGCACGCUUCAGUAAAAAGAAUUAGGUAAUUCCCUGAGUUGUUUUGAUACGCAAUGCUUAUCAUAUUUGCUUGUAAUUAGUCAUGUUCCUUUACAAGAGACAUGCAAUCAGUAAAUUCUAAAACAAUCUGUCUUUGUUCCUUUACAAGGGAUUAAUCACAGUAUCAGUAAGUUUUUUGUUAGUAUAGGUUUAAAACAUGCCUGAAAAAAAAUUAUCUGGAUACGUCUACAGCAUUCCGGUUUUCUAUAUCAUCAAUGGACCGACCUCCUUUUGUGAAUUUCGAAUAGAUAACACAGACCACAUAAUCGACGUAAAUAAAGGCAACGUGCAAUUCGAAUACGAUCAAGUGAAUAUAAUUUGCCCUGUGUAUCCUUCUGGCAUCUAUGACGAAGAUGCUGAAAAAUAUAUAAUCUACAACGUUUCAAAGGAAGAAUACGAAACAUGUCGUAUAACAAAUCCCACCCCUAGGAUCAUCGCUGUUUGCGAUAAGCCGUACAAGCUUAUGUACUUUACCAUCACUUUUAGGCCAUUUACACCCCAACCUGGUGGCUUAGAAUUCCUACCGGGGAGAGACUACUACUUUAUUUCAACAUCUUCCAAAGAAGACCUUCAUAGGCGUAUUGGUGGUCGAUGUUCAACAAACAAUAUGAAGAUAGUUUUCAAAGUUUGCUGUAAACCGGAAGAUAGUGCACAAAAUAGUACUACGGAAAGGACAACGUCGACCACCGCAACCCCAUAUUGGCCCGUACGACCCUCGAUUCCUUCAACUUCGACACAAUCCACGACCAAUUAUGUUAUCAAACAAGACAUGCAACCAACUCGUAAAACUACAAAGAAAAUGAGUGUCGCACUUAGCGUUACUGUCAUGAAUGUGUAA